AUGGUGAUAACAAAGGUAAGAAAAAAGAGAAGUAGACUGCAUACAGCAUCCGAUCCACCUUUCUCUCUCUCUUCUGAAAUUUCUACGCAAAUUGCCGGGUUGGAAGCUGGUGCGGACAUCGGUGGGAGGCUCGGAUACUUGCUUUGGGGUUUCUACUUUUCAAGCGACAGGCUCGGCACACUCAGGGCAGUGAACUCAUUGAAUGAUCUCAAUGUCGACGAUGACGUGGACAGAGAAUCCGAUGAGGUCGCAGUUGAAAGCUUAAGUAACGACGCAUCAUCCGCUGUUGUUAGUGACUGCAUGCACGAGUCUUACAGGAGCUCUUUACCACUUCACAACAUACUGGUAGAGGAAGAUCGAAGUAGUCUUGAAAACAAUGGGUCCUCAAGUUGUCCUUACAAUAUACUGACUAUCGACGAUGUUUCGCCAAUUGAAUCAGCCAGAGCAAGAUUUUUGGAUAUCAUUGUAGAUAAUUUUAUUGACACACAUGUGAUUGAAAGGUCCGAAUAUGAGGCAGAUUACAUGAUGCAGCAAUCCUCACAAGAAAAAGUAAGCAAGAGGAAAUCCAGAGAGUUCAGAUAUGAAGGCGAUGCACACUAUGCUUUACCCUUGAUGUAUAUCGCAAACAUGUAUGAAACCAUGGUCAAUGAAGUUAAUAUGAGGUUAUCCUCCAUGAAUGGUAUGCAUGAUAAAACUAUUGGUGUGGCCCUUGAAGCAGCUGGUGGUUUGUAUAGAAAGCUUGCAAAGAAAUUUCCAAAGGAAGGUACCUGUGCAUUCAAAAGACGAGAACUGGCAACUUCUUUCGAAACAAGGUCAAAAUUUCCUGAACUAGUGAUACAAGAAGAGAAACGUGUUCGUUUUGUAGUGGUAAAUGGUUUGACUAUCACCGAAAAACCAACGAAAAUUGGUGCUGAUGAUGCUGAGUGGUUCAAAAGGUUGACAGGACGAAAUGAAGUGGCUGUCUCUGCUGGAGACUACAAGUUUUAUGCGCCAAGACACAAGUAUAGGCGAGUGGGGUCAAACUCCAUUUCCAACGUCAACAGUUUGCCAAGUACUGAGCAGACUCCGACAAAACAACAUAUGCAGCCAAUCCCACAUCAGGUCCAGUUUCAUCCUCUACAUCAGAGCCAUCAAAAUCAUAUUAAUCACAAUCCACAGGCAACACACUUUAUGCACAGCCAACAGUGUGUGCCUGAACUUUCUCAUAACCAGGACUCGUCAAGCAUCCCCCCACACAUUGCCUGCUUACAACCUCUUGGUCAUGUUGGAGGACGUUUGCAUGUACUGGCAACUAGCCCAGCAAAAUUUUGUGAUGAAUGUGGAGCUCCUUAUUUGAGGGAGACCUCAAAUAGCGAGAACCUGAGCGAGCUGUUUUUGCCCACAAUUUUUAUGGACGAUGACGGAUUGAACAUGAAGAAUUGGGGUUAUUACGAACAGCCUCCUCUUAAAGAGCAUCUUGGUCUUCAACUCAUGUCAUCUUUGGCAGAGAAGGACAAAAAACCUUUCCUAUUUGGGCAUGAUAAUCCUGUCAUGGUUCCAGCAAAUGGGGUUUUUCACCCUUGUGAUUAUGCCUUCGCUGAAUCACCCGUGACACACUUGGAUUAUGUGAGAGACACUUGGAUAAAUCACAGGGACAAAUUUUUACAUAUGUUUCCUGGGAACAUGUAUAAUUCGGUUCUUGCAGAACCAUCGGAAACUCAUAAUUCCAUGAUGUUAAACCAACCAGAUAAAACCAGAGAAACUGAGGUGAGCAUUGAGGAGUCAAGUGUUAAGAAUGAUUACGGCAGUGGCAAAAAAAGGUCAGUUGCUGUCACCACUAAUCUCCCAAAGGCAAAGAAGUCUAAGAAAGGUCAUUCUGUGAGGAAGGAAAAUGGUAAUUCCUCUGUUCACCGUGCAAAAACAGCAAAAAAGAACAUGGAUGUUGUAAUAAAUGGGAUUGAUAUGGAUAUUUCUGGUAUUGCAAUUCCGGUUUGCUCUUGUACGGGUACUCCACAGCAGUGUUAUCGAUGGGGGUGUGGUGGUUGGCAGUCGGCUUGUUGCACCACAACUAUAUCAAUGUAUCCCUUACCAAUGAGUACCAAAAGGCGUGGGGCAAGAAUUGCUGGACGAAAGAUGAGUCAGGGUGCUUUCAAGAAGGUUUUGGAAAAACUUGGAGCAGAGGGAUAUAACUUCACUAACCCAAUUGAUCUAAAGACUUACUGGGCAAAACAUGGUACCAACAAGUUUGUGACUAUCAGGGUUGGGUCGGUAAUAAUGACACAGUUUCUGCUGAAUAUUUGGCGGUUGUUUUCUGUGGUUGAAAUGGAAGUUUGGGUAAUCUCAUUAUAUGAAAGGAUAGGAACUCGGAGAAAUUUCUGGGAUCAAGGCGCAAACCAACCUGAAUCAAGGAGGGAUCCUGCGCUUAUUUGA
This is a messenger RNA of Fraxinus pennsylvanica, 2409 nucleotides long. Lineage: Eukaryota; Viridiplantae; Streptophyta; Magnoliopsida; Lamiales; Oleaceae. The record is from the annotation of a GenBank genome assembly.